AUGGAGUCAAUUACUGAUACUUCCCUAGAAGGCCUCAGCAGCUCAGGCAGACCGUAUCGGUCGCAUACACAUCCCGCAUGUCUGCCCUGCAGGAAACGCAAGUCCGCCUGCAGAACCCGAGACGCCUCCGCCACAUGUAUCCUGUGUCUGGUGCAUGGUACGAAUUGCAUUUUCCCUCAGGCAGACAGUCGCUCGCAGCGAAGACAUGUAGACUCUCCGCGGAGACUGGCCCCUAAGGAGAGACAUGCUCGGAUUGUGCAGCAUCGGGAAAAUCGACGGCCUCUCCCUACACCCCAGGUCGUUCUUCCGCCCACGGAUACUGGACCUGACAGGACGGAUUCCCAGACGAAGAAUGCCGACGAUGGCUUACCGAGCCUGAUGGGUGUCACCGACACUGGAGACGAUGGUUCUCAUAUUGUCAGCCCAGCUAUUGCUGAUGACACGGAGGUCCUGGAAAGCUAUCUGUCGACUGUUCCGGACGCACGAAAGAGGUGCUUUCGCACAAGUUCGAGCUCCAGUCGACCUAUACGGCCGGUUUUGUUUAGUACCAUCCCCAGACGGCCGUUGGGGGUUUAUUCCCAUCAGUCUCUUCCGGCGAUGAAGCUUGAGGUUAUCGAAAAGUACCUCGAGCCUGUUACUAGAGACGUUGUUAAUCUCUUCUUCCGAUACGCCAAUAUCUGCUUCCCAAUAUUCGACGAAGCGUCCUUCCUCACCAUCUACACCACCCACAAGGAGAAAAUCUCCCCAGCCCUCCUCUGCACCCUCUACGCCAUCUCCCUCAUCUACUGGAACAACUCGUCAAAACUACGUUCCCUCCGCCCUCCAGACAUCCGCUAUAUCUGGAACCAGGCCAUCGAGGCCAUUCACUCCGAACUCUUCCUAUCCCCGGGUAUAUCCACCGUCAUGGCAAUGCUACUCAACAUAAGCGGCCGACCCAGCACCUCCAUCUUCGGCAAUGGCGGCAUGGUCGGCACAGCCGUCGCUUUAGCCAACGCCCUAGGCCUAAACCGAGACCCUUCACAGUGGACUAUCUCUCCUGUAGAGAAACGCUUCCGCAUACGUGCAGCCUCGCCUACGGAACCCCCCCUCCAAAUCCACCGCGCCCAAUACGACGUCCCCAUCCCAACUAUCUCCGACAUAUGUCCACCGAACAGUUCCUCUGUGCAGCUAUCCGCCGCCUACAUCUUCAUCGCCCUAACAACCCUAACUGAAACCCUAACCCUCUACCUCGAACACAUCUACCACGUCUCUCAAACCCUCACCCCCCCUCCCCUAGCACUAUCCUCCCUCUUGACAAACUGGGAAUCUUCCCUCCCACCCCAAACCCGCCAUAUUAUUCUCCGCGGAACAGAUCUCACCGCUCCUGGGGCUGCGAAUCUCCGUCUUGCUUAUCUAGCAGUGAAACUUCUCCGAGGACGGAUAGAAUUAGACCACACCCACCCCCAUCCCCACUCUCCUAUAAGUAAUGAAGAUGGAAAUACCCACCGCGCAGCAGAAUCCAUAAUCCAUUUCAUCCAAGAACUUGACUCCUCUCAUCUAGCCGGGUUCUGGUUACCGGGGUUGGCGUAUUCGAUUACGUCGGCGGUGAUGUUUUUGGUACGUUCUGCGGUGAGGGAGAAGAUUGAUGGGUAUGGGUCUGGUGGUGUUAAAUGGGAGGAUGCGUUAAACCUCGCUAGGGAUGCAAUAACCACAUUACGAUCUCAUCGAGAGAAAUCAAAUUGGGACCUCGCAGAUGAUUGUCUAGCAAAAUGUAGCGAGGUUGUUGAGCGGGUGGGGAUGGUACAUGACGGAGGAGAAGAGGAUGAUUCUUCGUUCGGGCCGGGUAUAGAUCUAGAUAUUGAUUCCGUGGUAUGGGAUGAUUUGUUCUUAGGGGGUGGGUUUUUCGGGGGGAUGGAGUGA
Molecule: messenger RNA, 1899 nt
Organism: Aspergillus sclerotioniger CBS 115572
Lineage: Eukaryota; Fungi; Ascomycota; Eurotiomycetes; Eurotiales; Aspergillaceae
Exons: 3
Coding region: 1-1899 (632 amino acids)
Biological process (GO): DNA-templated transcription
Cellular component (GO): nucleus
Molecular function (GO): DNA binding; zinc ion binding; DNA-binding transcription factor activity, RNA polymerase II-specific
Source: RefSeq, a predicted model, not a curated record